Messenger RNA from Heterostelium album PN500, 1071 nucleotides. It is a transcript of the gene dct, whose product is annotated as dynacortin. The transcript has a single exon. Bases 1 to 1071 code for a protein of 356 amino acids. The record is from RefSeq and is a predicted model, not a curated record. NCBI's taxonomy places the organism in Eukaryota, Evosea, Eumycetozoa, Acytosteliales, Acytosteliaceae.
AUGUCAAGUCAAGAUGAAAUUGAAUCACGUGAGGAGCAACGUUUGAGCCGUGCUCUCCAAGGUAAAGUAGGAACCAAUCACAAGGGUAGAGUCACUUCAUGGGCUCCAGUUGUCACCAAGCCAACUCCAACCGUCCCGGUCAACUACUCGGGUACCGCCAGCGGUGGCGGUGUUGACACCCAAUCGCCAUAUGCAAAUGUUGCAGGUCUCUCAAUUAGCGACGAGAAGAUGCGCCAGGAACAAGCACGUCUUAAGAAGUGGGGAUUGGACACCGGUGCCGUCUCUCCAGCAUCGUCGAACGAGGAGCAACCAUCGUCCAGCCAAUCGACUCCAUCGCUAGAGUCGGCGGAGCUCGACGAACAAGCUCGUGUCGAAGAGCGUCGUCUCACAAAGAUGGGACUUAGCUCGAACAACCUCAUCGAGGAGUAUGGAGCACCAACCAAAACAACAACAGCACCAGCAGCAGCACCAUCAAAGAACGACGCACCAGUAGAUAACGCUUCGAUUGCAACCAAUAUCGACGGACACACCAACGAAGAGAAAGUCCGUCAAGAACAGAAGCGUUUGGAGCGUUGGGGACUCAAGAUCAACACUGGUAGCACAUCGCCAGCCAACUCCACAUCACCAGCCGCUUCAAUCUCACCGAAAUCCAACAACAGCAGCAACUCGACAGCCACUCCAGCAGCUCCAUCGAAUCCACUCAACACACAAGCUGCCAACGCUGUUGCCAAGCAAUAUGGAUUGACUGCCGAUCAAGUCCAGCCAUUUUUAGAUCAAUUGAUAUUCGCUGCCAAGGCAGUCAAACUCAUUCUCCACAAGAAAUCAUCGAAUCACGACGUCACAAUCACCACACUCAUGGACAUUGUCAGAGAGUCUGCCAAUUUCGCUCUCACACUCCCAUCCGAUCUCCCAAUUGGCUUUGACAUUUCACAGUCUGCCGGUAGAUUGGCCGGUGCCGUCAACGAACUUGUCAAAGGCGGUGACAACCGUGAACCAGCCCAAACAAUCAAGCUUUACGAAGAGAUUCAAACCAUUCUCGGUGUUCUUUACUUGGGUGUUGUUGCCAAUUAA